UUGGUCAGCGUCUUUAUCUAUAUUCUUAGUUCCUUUUCAAAUGCGAGUCUUCCGUUCUUUUUCCGUCCAUUCACGUCCAGCGCCGAAAGCAAAUUGCCGGCGCUUAUUCUCGGUUGGACUCAGAUUUUUGGCAAGUCAUUGGUCAGUGAACUUGGCACCACCGUCUUACACUGCCCAACAGCGACAUGCCUGUUUACCGGUAACAGAAGUCUGUUAAACAGCAGUCAGGUAGUAUUCUUCCAUGAGCGGGACUUCAGCUUGAUGGACCUGCCGGAACGCCGUCAUACGUCACAAAUGUUCGUCAUCGCCAACUGGGAAGCACCGGUGUACCUGGCAGGUAAGACGGCGUUCCUAAAUGACAAUUUCUUCAAUCUGACAAUGACCUAUCGACGAGACUCCGAUAUUUUUGCCCCUUAUGUGUCAUUUGAGGAAAUGAAUGAUACUCACGAACUGAGUGAUAUGGAUUUGAGAGAAUUAAUCAACAACAAAACCAAGCACAUCGCACGGUUCGUCAGCAACUGCUUCAUUCUAAGUCAUCGCGAAGCGUUACAGAAAUACAUUCCAGUGGACAUAUACGGAGCAUGUGGACCUCUAACAUGCCCCAGAGAGAACGAUGGUUGCAAAGAACUGUUGAGGAAGGAGUACCGGUUUUACCUCGCUUUUGAAAAUACCAUUUGUUUAGACUAUGUUACUGAGAAGUCCUUGACUGCUCUGAGUACCUACGUCGUUCCGAUUGUACUCAGCCGUUCCGUCUCACAACCGCUACUUCCUAGCAACAGUUUUGCUGCCGUAGACGACUUUGACAGUCCGAAACGUCUUUCAGAGUUACUGUAUCUACUGGGCAACGAUACGUCGCGAUACGUCACCUAUUUCCAGUACAAAGGAAAAUAUAUUGCACACAGGAAGUUGUGGACCAGAAGUUUCUGUCGUUUGUGCGAUCAUAUAUCGACAGAUCGAAAGCCAUCUGUUCGAAAGACUAAAAAUUUCAAUUUCUGGUUUCGGAAUGGCAGUAAUUGUGCUGCGGUUUUUGUGGUUGAUGAUCCAGAAACAUCUUUUAACUCCACAUAGGC
Messenger RNA from Soboliphyme baturini, 1070 nucleotides. The record is from the annotation of a GenBank genome assembly. NCBI's taxonomy places the organism in Eukaryota, Metazoa, Nematoda, Enoplea, Dioctophymatida, Soboliphymatidae.